Messenger RNA from Quercus lobata, 3173 nucleotides. Its product is annotated as UDP-Glycosyltransferase superfamily protein. Lineage: Eukaryota; Viridiplantae; Streptophyta; Magnoliopsida; Fagales; Fagaceae. The transcript is spliced from 2 exons. The record is from RefSeq and is a predicted model, not a curated record. The coding region runs from base 864 to 2342 and encodes 492 amino acids.
UUUGGCUUUAUUAGUAUUUUUAUGCGAGGGUUAUUAUUCGAUAACAAGAUACUUUAUCAAUUGAGUUAACUUUUUAAUUCUUAAAAUUAUGAAAUGUCAUAUAUUAUGCUCAAUUUGUGCUAGUUUUGUGCAAUUUCAGUGUCCUUACUGAUAAUUUUAUACUUCUUGUAGCUGUGAGAAUUUGGAAUAAAAUAUAGAGAGAUGAGGUUGGAAUUACCAAAUGAUGUGUUUUUUAAUUGGUUCAUGUUGACAUUUUGCUUUCUUAACGUGGAUAGUCAGGGAAGUUUGAUCCUUUUAACUUUAAGUACAUGUGAUAUUCUAUGAAUUAUGAAAGAGAUGAAAACUCCGUAACAGAUUGUAUAAUUUAGUGGUUUAGGUUCAUAAUUUGGUAGACUAUGCAGUAUAUAAAUGUAGGGUUUCGCUUUGAUAUUACUAUUAUAUUGGUAGUUGGCAGUGAUAAUGGCUUCAAAUUUGUUUUCUUGCUAUAUUCUAAGGAGGUAGGACAACUCGGGCUGGCUUGAUUUGGUUCAUUGAGUCAAUGGUGUUGCUGCUAAAACCAAAGUUCAUCUUGCAUAAACUGGUCAACAGGUAUAGUCUUCGUUUUAGGAUAUGCUUUACUUAAACUAGCAGUAACCAUGUGCAGAUGCCUCUCAGAUGAGAAACAUAAUAAACAAACAAAGAGAUUAUGAGAGUUAGUGCAGGUUCUCUGCCUUCAUUUUGAAGAAUAUGUUAUAUCUUCUAAGCCACAGCAAUUUUUUCCAAGAUCUAAUUCUGAUGUUUGAAACCGAAUUUCUUUUCCACUUCUUUCACAGGUUAUUCUAAGGAAAAACUUGAUAGAAUUUCCUUCUGGCCUUACAAUUUGAAUGUUCACUUCCAUGGCAAAUAGUCAUAAUACUUUUAUGAGCUUUCGUUCUCUCUGCUGCAUCAUCUUCAUUCUCUCAGUUUUCUCAUUCAUCUCAUUCCUCUAUUGGUGUCAUUACUCAGGGCCAUGCUAUUUCCGUAAUCAAAUAAUGGAGCAAAAGCAGAAUCAAGCUAUUGACCUCCUCACAUUCCCUUCUGCAUGGAAUCAUCUUCAUUUUCCCUCAACACCACCUCCUAAACUUCUUAAGAUUGCACUCUUUGUCAAGAAAUGGCCUCAUAGAUCUCAAGCAGGUGGGCUUGAACGGCAUGCCUUGACCCUCCAUCUUGCCCUUGCCAAAAGAGGCCACGAGCUUCACAUCUUCACCACUUUUCCCUCAAACACCUCCUUUCCAAGAUACCCAAUCAGCAAUUUAUAUUUUCACCUUUCAAAAGCUACAGCUGCUGGUUAUCUGGACCAAGCUUCAGUUUGGAAGCUAUUUCAAACUCAAAACUCAACUGGAAGGCCAUUUGAUAUGAUCCACACUGAAAGUGUUGGGCUCUUGCAUACGCGAUCCCAGAAUGUGACUAACUUAGCUGUUACUUGGCAUGGGAUUGCAUAUGAAACCAUUCAUUCUGACAUCAUUCAAGAGCUUUUGCGGCAUCCUGAAGAACCACAGGCAAAUGCAUUAACUCAAAGACUUAUGAAGGUUGUUGAAGAGGUGAAGUUCUUCCCAAGAUAUGCCCACCAUGUAGCUACAAGUGAUCAUGUUGGAGAUGUCUUGAAGAGAAUCUAUAUGCUUCCCGAAGAACGAGUUCAUAUUAUUCUCAAUGGUGUAGAUGAGGAGAUUUUCAUGCCAGAUGUUACCAAGGGAAGGGAAUUUAAGCAAAAGUAUGGCAUUCCAGACUCCAAGUCAUUGGUUUUGGGGAUGGCUGGGAGAUUAGUAAAGGACAAAGGACACCCACUUAUGUUCGAAGCUCUAAGGGAAAUGUUUAAGGAAAAUGAUACAUUUCGGGAAACCAGUGUUGUUCUUGUUGCUGGGGAUGGUCCUUGGGCUGUUAGAUACAGAGAUCUUGGGGCAAAUGUGCUAGUCAUGGGGCCACUGGAACAAGCUCAACUAGCAAGGUUUUAUAAUGCUAUUGAUAUUUUCAUAAACCCAACUCUUCGAGCUCAGGGAUUAGAUCAUACUCUGUUAGAAGCAAUGAUUUCUGGUAAGCCGGUAUUGGCAACAAGGCUGGCCAGCAUUACAGGGUCCGUGAUUGUUGGUACCGAAAUGGGCUAUACAUUUUCACCAACUGUAACUUCAUUAAAAACUGCCCUCUAUCAAGUUUGGGUUGAUGGCAAGGGAGUUCUGGAGAAGAAAGGCCAGGUUGCUUGGCAGAGAGGUUUGGAGUUGUUCACAGCCACAAAGAUGGCUGCUGCAUAUGAGAAGCUAUUCCUUUGCAUAUCAAAUGACGGGAACAACAAGGACAAUUAUUGUCAAUACUACUCUCCAUUCAAAUGAAAUGGUGACUUGAUCCUCAUAACCAAUUUUGAAAGAGAGAAUGGAGCAACAAUUGUAUGAAGUCACUUUGCUUUGUUUGCAUUAUUCUAUUUGGGAAAAGUUGGGGAGGAGGAAGGGGAAGGGGAAGGGGUAUAUCACAAAGAUAUGGAUGGUCCAAAGAAGUUUGUGUAUUGACUUUAUAAAGUUUAACUGUGGUUGUGAGACUGCAUUGUUAAGAGGGAGCAAAGCCUGGUAAUCAGGAAAUCUAUGUCAAAAGGGGAGAGGCUUGUGAUGAGGCACUUGUGCAUUAGUAGUUUUAGGAUGAUAAUGAUGGAAGUCUCUAACAGAUGAGGCUUUAUGUGAAGAAGGUGAGGCAGAACCUAAGCUUUGACUUGUUGUAUAGUUAUGUUUUUCCAGACUUUCUAGUACUAAUUAAAUCCGAAGGAAGCUGUGACCAUUCCUAAACAUUCAAGGUGCCAAGUAACUGGGUUAUUACUCGUUUUUGUGGAGGCUUUGGAUACUACAUAUAAGGUUCAUAUAUUCAUGGAAGCUACUAUGUCAAACUGUAAGUUCAUUAUUCAAGCUUGCCAGUAGUGAGUGUGAUUAUAUGCAUCUUCAUCAUAUGCCCUACGACAAACCAGUGGAAUAUGCAAGUUCUCUUCUCUUUUUAGAAGUAGGUUUUUAAUAGGUUCCACAAAAAGUAAAACGAUGUUUAUGUUUGCAGAACUUGAUAGUGAAGAGCCAGUUAAUGAGAAAUUUCAAAUUAUAGGGAAUGUUUAGUCUGCUGUGAAGUACUUGCUAUUCAAGUAUAACACUUAUUAAUGUUGGAAUGAUCCCUAGCAGCCAAUAACC